Molecule: messenger RNA, 1383 nt
Organism: Rotaria sordida
Lineage: Eukaryota; Metazoa; Rotifera; Eurotatoria; Philodinida; Philodinidae
Source: the annotation of a GenBank genome assembly
AUGUUGAAUCCAUCAGAUCAAUUUAUUGAUGAUUUAUUAAAUGAAUCAGAUAAUCUUCACGAUUUAGCACUUUUCGAUCCUUUGGAUCCCAAAUUAGCUAUACUGAUCAGUUCUUCUCUUGUUCCAUCUGACACCAAUAUGGAAACUCCAUCAUCUCUUUCAUCAGGAAUUGGUUCUGAUUCAAAUGAUCAGGAAUCGUGGAAUAAUUGUGCUUUACCAACAAAUAUGCAAUCAAAUAGGCCACGUCUAAAAAUCAUAGCUCAACCAUAUUCUGGUGGAAAAUUACGCUAUCGUUCUGAAUUUGACAAGAAUAAAAGUCGUUUAGGUGUUCUAAAAAAUCGAAAUGAAGAGUCAAAUUAUAAAGGUCCUGCGAUUCUUAUUCCAGAAGAUUAUCGAAAACCAAAUGAUAAAUAUUAUAUUCGCGUUUCUCUUGUCACGGUUGAAUAUAAAAAUACAAAUCUACAUUAUUUUCAUCCAUAUGAACUUGAACAUCCUUUGAAUAAGGAAAUUAAUGAUAGAGAUCAUAAUUGUGUUUGGGUCCCAAUUCAAGAAGAAGAUUGUCUUUCGGGUACUAAAAGUUUUCCAUAUUUACGUAUCGUAAAAACACGAGCUUGUCAUUUACAAACUUCUACAAGUUUACGUCCAUUUGAUUGUGAUAGUCAAGAUUUACAAAAUCAUUCACUUGUACAAUUUUCUUGUCCAAAAGACAUAAUUAAUGAAUAUAAUCUUAAUAAAAGUCAAUUAGCAUUUACUGUUGCAAAAGAAGUAACUAUUGAUGGUCGAUCUAUGAUGGAACUUUAUUCAGAUACAACUGUUUAUUCCGAAGAAAUAGUUGAUGGUGUUGAUAUAGAAUCACCUGUUGACGAUGUUAUAGAAUCAACUGUUGACAAUGUUAUACAAUCAACAACUCCAACAACAACUUCAUUGAUUUCUAAUUGUCGUGUAUAUAAAUAUGCGCCUAAAUCUGGUUUUGAUACAAGUAAUGAAGACAUGCUUAUUCUUUUAACAAAUAAACUUGAACCAAAAAAAUAUGGAAGAUUAGAAAUUACAUUUGAAUGUAAUCUACCAAAUCAUCAUUGGUCACAAUCAAUUGAUAAUAUUGAUACUAAAGAUCGAACAAUAUCAUUUAAAACACCAAAAUUUCCAUAUUCAUUCGAGAUCGUACAACCAGUUGAUGUCAUAUUGAAACAAACUAAUCGUACUUUAGGAACAUUAAAAUAUUACUAUAUGUCAACAUUGACUCCAUGUUCAAGAUGUCAAUCAUAUGUUGUUGAAAAUCGAACUGAUUCAGUACCAAAUGUACCAAACAAACGUCUAUUUUCUACAACUGAUAUAGAUGACUCCGUAUCUGAUAGUAAGAAUAAACCAUUUACAUUAAUUUAA